This is a messenger RNA of Oncorhynchus gorbuscha (pink salmon), 5722 nucleotides long. RefSeq names its product zinc finger FYVE domain-containing protein 9-like. Gene Ontology annotation, cellular component: early endosome membrane. NCBI's taxonomy places the organism in Eukaryota, Metazoa, Chordata, Actinopteri, Salmoniformes, Salmonidae. The record is from RefSeq and is a predicted model, not a curated record. Gene Ontology annotation, molecular function: metal ion binding. Gene Ontology annotation, biological process: endosomal transport.
UACUUUCCUGCGGAUAUAUUCUCUCACAUUCCUUCCUCCAAAAAGGACCAACCGCACGGACAAACAAGUUCACAUGUAAUUUAAUUCAAUAUACUGUCUGGAAACAACUUUCCUGAUCGUUAAUUUCUGCCUGACAUAAGAAUUCAUUGCAAAUUCAACAUCGGGGCUUCAGGCUAAUGCAUCAUUGCAUGGUUCCACAGGCAAUGUGAAAGCCUAUAUCAAAAUGAUUGCCAUCGGUUACGUUUAAUUAUGGCGAGACGGAGUUCUAUCUCAUAUGUAGUACACUACUUUUGACUGCGUUGAACUAGAUAGGGAAUUGGGUGUCGUUUUAAGACGUAUUUCCUCAGGAUCAAGGGGCGCUGUGCUGCUGUUUAUUCUUGCUCUGGCUUUGCGGCCUUUUCUGUUGCCUGGAAAAGCCUUCUCGCAAGGUUAUGAAAUGAGUGUCAUUUUGACUUAACGGUGGAGCUCGUUUUUUAAUCCUGGACUCGGUCACUAUUCGGAUGGGUUGAGCCAAGAUGUCGUGCUUUUUACUGCUGUCGCAGCUCCGGUAACCGUUCCUCAUGUUAACCCUUGGGGGAGGAGGGAUUCUUGAGUGCUGUCGCACAACUAUUACUUUCCGACUUCUGCUGUUCGAGUCUGGCAACAACAGAACUGGAAGUGGUUGUGGGUUUUGGUUUUCACGGCGAUACUUGUAAAAUCUCUUUUUUUUAAAAAGGCGAUCGUUGUAAAUGAUCUCUCUGCGUGUAUGUAUGUGUGUGUAAGAGAGAGAAUGAGGGAUACCAACGGGAGGAUUUCGUGGCACUACUCGGGAUGAUGGGAAUUCCACCGGUAUGGGCGCUUGGCGCUGGCCAGACUAGAUGAGGAAGUGAGGCUGAGAGAGAGGUCAGCAGAGAGACAACGGCUAUCUGGGACUGCGGCAGGAAGAGGACCUUUGGGCAGAGGAGAGAGAGGUCAGCAGAUAGACAACGGCUACCUGGGACUGCGGCAGGAAGAGGACCUUUGGGCAGAGGAGAGAGAGGUCAGCAGAUAGACAACGGCUACCUGGGACUGCGGCAGGAAGAGGACCUUUGGGCAGAGGAGAGAGAGGUCAGCAGAUAGACAACGGCUACCUGGGACUGCGGCAGGAAGAGGACCUUUGGGCAGGUUCCUGCAGCGUGUGUCAGGGUGGAGUUACCUGACCCAUGGAGAAUUACUUCCAGACAGAGGCCUUCAACCUGGACAAGGUGCUGGAUGACUUUGAACAGAACCAAGAUGAUGAGACAGACAGUCCCACUCUGUCGGAUGCAAAGUGGAGUCAGAUCCUGGCCCCUCCGACCCACUUCCUGUCUCUGAACCCUGCUCUGGCUUUGACCCCUGACCCCAGGGACGGGGACAGUCCCCUCCCCUUCAAGACCCUCCCAACCCUCGACCCGUCCUCUAACGACUUCCAGGGGCCUGACUCCAAACGCCACCCCGCUGCCAAGCCUCCUUCCUGGGGAGAGGAGAGGCCAGGCUGCGCUGCGGACGUCCACAGCCCUCCGCUCCCCCAACCCAACAUCGGCAAGCUGGUGGGGGGUGAGGAGGGCUUGUCUCCCCCUGUGCCGGCUUCCUCGAGCCCCCCUCCUUACCACCACCUGGCCCUAGAGAACGGCUUCACCUCUAUCAGCUCCUCUUGUCCUGCUCUCAACGGGCUCCGUGAGGAACCCUGCAAGGGGAUCCAAACGACCCCUUCAAACCACCAGCCGCCUGCCCCCUCUGACCCACGUCCUGAUGUCCCUCUGGAGGGUAGGGAGGGGGAGAGGAGUGGUGGAAGCUCUCACAUUAGGGUGACCCCUUCAAACCACCAGCCGCCUGCCCCCUCUGACCCACGUCCUGAUGUCCCUCUGGAGGGUAGGGAGGGGGAGAGGAGUGGUGGAAGCUCUCACAUUAGGGUGACCCCUUCAAACCACCAGCCGCCUGCCCCCUCUGACCCACGUCCUGAUGUCCCUCUGGAGGGUAGGGAGGGGGAGAGGAGUGGUGGAAGCACUCACAUUAGUCAUUCACACUUUACCUAUGAGGAAAGCCUGGGAGGGGACAGACAGGUGGCAGACAGACAGGUGGCAGACAGACAGGUGGCAGACAGACAGGUGGCAGACAGACAGGUGGCAGACAGACAGGUGGCAGUAGAUGAGUCUAACCCCCGUCUGGAGACGGAGAGCACUUGGGUUGCGUCACCCACACAGGAGAGGGACAGAGAGGAGGCUGACAUGGCUGGGGGACAGUCACAGGACAUUGGGGGGAGAGGACAGAAUGGAGGGGUGAUGGAAGAACUGAGAGGGGGGAGAAAAGAGUGUAGGAAGUCUUCUCAGAAGGAGAAGAGGUUGAAUGGAGAGCUGGACAAGAGUAGAGGUCAGAAUGGAGAGGUGGCUCUCACCAACGGCCUGGCUACUGCAGGGGAAGAAGAGAGAGGGUCUCUCACCCCUCCCCCCUCCAAGGAGGACUCUGUAACAGAGGAGAAGGAGAUGGAGGAGAGCAAGCAAGAGCACGAAGGAGGAGGAGAAAGAGGUGGUAGCUCUUUACCCAAGAAACUGAACAACAGUUGUUUGCAGCCGGUGAGCUUGCCGUUCGGAGGGGCACGUCCUAAACAGCCGGUCAGUCUCAAACUGCAGAUCCCCCGGCCCCUAUACGAACAGGUCCAGAACCAGCUGGCUCCUUCUGUUACACCGCUGGCAACGUUACUGGUGGAGGAAAGAACAAGAACCUUGAGAACCGUGGCGGUGCCGGAAACAUGGAUACGGCAACUGUACUUGCCUUGGGCGACCCUGGUGGUGGUGGUGGUGGGUGGUGUUGUGAAGGGGGAGGUGCUAACCGGGGAGUCUCCGUCAUCAUCGUCGGGCCUGGUGGAGGUGUCUGAGAGCAGCCCGGAUAAUGACUUCCAGGCAGGGCAGCAUCACCAAGGGGCUCUGCCCAGGAAACAGCUCUCCUCCCUGGGGGAUGUAGCCCCCGUGUGGGUCCCUGACUCCCAGGCUCCAGUCUGUAUGAAGUGCGAGGUCCGCUUCACCUUCACCAAGAGGAGGCAUCACUGCAGGGCCUGUGGAAAGGUGUUCUGUGCUGCCUGCUGCAGCCUGAGGAGCAGACUGAUUUACAUGGACAGGAAGGAGGCCAGAGUCUGCAUCACCUGUCACUCUGCCCUAAUGAGUGCUCAUUCGAGAGAGGGUAUGUGUGACAUGUCUAACCAGAGUCCUAACUCCAACAACCCAGCAGAGUACUGCAGUACCAUCCCACCUCUGCAGCAGAUCCAAUCCUCAGGGACGCUGACCUCCCUUCCCCCCACUGUCAUGGUCCCUGUGGGAGUUCCUAAAACACCCGGCUCCGAGGGGUCUCUCGCUCGGGAGCAGAGGAGGGUGUGUUUUGCAGACGGGAUCCUACCCAAUGGGGAAGCAGCGGAAUCCCCCAAGCCCCCUGCUACCAGCCCCGCUCCCUCGCGUCCAUUGGCCGUCUCGCAGUGUUCCAACAAAUCCUCCACUGCUGAUUCGUCAGAGGCAUUGUCCCCGGCCCCUGCAGCCCCAGUGGGAAGCCCUGUAGGCAGCUCCAUCAGUCUAAUUCCUGAGGACGGACUUCCUCCCAUCCUCAUCUCCACCGGAGUUAAAGGAGACUAUGCAGUGGAGGAGCGUCCCUCUGAGAUGGUUCUGAUACAGCAGCUGGAGGAGGGAGGUCCUGACCCCUUGGUGUUUGUGCUCAACGCUAACCUGCUGGCCAUGGUCAAACUGGUAAACUACGUAAACAGGAAGUGUUGGUAUGUGACCAGUAAGGGGAUGCAUGCAGUGGGCCAGGCUGAGGUGGUGGUGCUGCUGCAGUGUCUGCCUGACGAAAAGAGCAUUCCCAAAGACCUCUUCAGCCACUUCGUACAGCUCUACCAGGAGGCCCUCACAGGUAAUGUCCUGACCCACCUGGGCCAUUCGUUCUUCACCCAGAGUUUCCUGGGCAGCAGGGAGCAUGGAGGGUUCCUCUACGUCUCCCCGUCUUUCCAGUCCCUCCAGGACCUGAUGCUCCCUAACCCCCCUUACCUGUUUGGGGUGUUGCUGCAGAAGUGGGAGACCCCCUGGGCUAAGGUGUUCCCCCUCCGACUCAUGUUCCGGCUGGGUGCAGAGUACAGAUUCUACCCCUGCCCUCUGUUCAGUGUGCGGUUUAGAAAACCCCUCUUCGGAGAGACCGGCCACACCAUCAUGAACCUGCUAGCAGACUUCCGUAACUACCAGUACACGUUGUCCAUGGUGAAGGGUCUGGUGGUGGACAUGGAGGUGAAGAAGACCUGCAUCAAGAUCCCCAGCAACCGAUACAACGAGCUAAUGAAGGCUAUGAACAAGUCCAAUGAGCACGUCUUGGCCAUGGGGGCGUGUUUCAACGAGCGGGCCGACUCCCACCUGGUGUGUGUACAGAACGAUGACGGAAACUACCAGACACAGGCCAUCAGCAUUCACCAUCAACCACGCAAAGUGACCGGCGCCUGCUUCUUCGUGUUCAGUGGUUCUCUAAAGGCAGGACACCUGGCCAAGACCAGCAUUGUUGAAGACGGUGUGAUGGUGCAGAUCACAGGAGAGACUAUGGACGCUCUACGGCAAGCCCUGAGGGACAUGAAGGACUUCAGUAUCACCUGUGGCCUGGUCGACCAGGAGGACAGACAGGAACAUGUUCACAUACAGUGGAUAGAAGAUGACAUCAACUUCAACAAGGGAGUGAUCAGUCCUAUCGAUGGGAAGUCUAUGGAGUCCAUCACUAGUGUGAAGAUCUUCCAAGGGUCGGAGUUCAAGGCCAACGGGAAGGUCAUCCGCUGGACAGAGGUGUUCUACCUCCAGAGUGAUGACCAGGCUCAGCCCGACGGUCUGAGUGACCCUGCUGAUCACAGCCGUUUGACGGAGAACGUAGCGAGGGCGUUCUGUGUGGCGUUGUGCCCUCACCUGAAACUGUUGAAGGAGGAUGGCAUGGCCAAGCUGAGCCUACGCGUCACCCUCGACUCAGAGCAGGUGGGUUACCUGGCGGGCAGUAAUGGCCAGCCUCUCCUCCCCCGUUACCUGAGCGACCUGGACAGUACCCUGAUCCCUGUCAUCCACAGCGGGGCAUGUCAACUCAGUGAGGGCCCUGUCAUCAUGGAGCUGGUUUUCUACAUCCUGGAGAUUAUCUCCUAGGAGACGGAUGCAACGGACCCCCCCCUCCCGUCUCCUGGUUCUCCCUUUCUCUCUUCCACCACCUCUUUUUUUCCCCCUCCCAUUCUGCCUCGCCUCCCAUCCCUUCAGAGGGGCUGAAAACUGAGCAGGGCAGCUAGCUAAUGUUACUGUCCCUUCACCAGACGGACAGCUAGCUCUGCUGGUUGGCUACCAGCUAGCUAAUGUUGCUAUCCAUUCACCAGACGGACAGCUAGCUCUGCUGGUUAGCUACCAGCUAGCUAAUGUUGCUAUCCCUUCACCAGACGGACAGCGAGCUCUGCUGGUUAGCUACCAGCUAGCUAAUGUUGCUAUCCCUUCACCGGACAGCUAGCCCUGCUGGUUGGCUACCAGCUAGCUAAUGUUACUGUCCCUUCACCAGACGGACAGUUAGCUCUGCUGGUCGGCUACCAGCUAGCUAAUGUUGCUAUCCCUUCACCAGACGGACAGCUAGCUCUGCUGGUUAGCUACCAGCUAGCUAAUGUUGCUAUCCCUUCACCAGACGGACAGCUAGCUCUGCUGGUUAGCUACCAGCUAGCUAAUGUUGCUAUCCCUUCCAGACG